GCACCGAACUUACGAACCUUGCACAUCUAUACGAAGUUGCCUCAGGACGUUGCACAAAUCAAGUUCUUUGAUGAGCACACGCCUCAACUUCGGAAUGUCCAGAUUACUGGAGCAUUCCCUCUCCUGCACCCAGGAUUACUCCGUAAUCUCACCUUCCUGAGGUUGGAAUCUGUGCCGGUGAACUAUAGACCUACCACUGCCCAACUCAUCGAUGUGCUCAAAUCCUGCCCGGGGCUCGUAUCCCUCUCGCUGCUUGACGCUGGACCGGUGCAAGACACCAUUUUUAUGCCACCGUCCGCAUCUGGAGGAAACGCUCAUGCCCAUUUCGAACUUCGCCACCUGCAAGCGCUUGCAUUCCGCGAUACCGAGAUUCAGCUUUCGCCCGCCACGUUGCCGGAAGAAGGCAUGGUCUGGUUCUUCCAACACAUCCAUACUCCUCAACUCGCGGCACUCCACAUUAUGCUCGCCCCUCACCCUCUUGCUUUACCAUCUAGAGCCCCAAUCCCUACACCUUAUCCCCAUCUCUCGCCUGGUGCGGCACCGCAGCCCAUCUCUGCUGCGAUCAAACUGAAGACGACGACGGUACUGCAAUGUGUACCUACACUCGAGUCUCUGGAGGAGUUGUACCUUUGGGCUCCCCAUGCGACGCAUGAGGAGAUUGGUACAAUGCUCUCCAGGAUGCCAGCCCUGCGGACGCUGGAGGUUCCCUUCAUCAGUGAGCCGGUGGAGACUCUGAGGCUGUUUUCUCGUCCCAUUAGUAUCACAACCGACUCGGCCGACUCCGUAGAUGGAAAAGGGCAGCCUGCUAUCCCUGACAUAAAGCAAGCGGAUAGCUCCCUUAGGACCACCGGCCAGUCCACUCUCUCCAGAAGGGCCACUGCCGAAGAGGAUAGUGUAGCUGGAUCCAGUCUACACCACUCCGAGCAGCACAAGGCCAGUUGGCUAUGCCCCAAUCUAGAACGCAUUGGAAUUCCAUUCAUUAAUGGCGCAGAGCAGAAGGACUUGGAACACGCCUUGAAGGAUGUGUUUAUCAAUCGCAGCAAAUUCACUCACUGUAGCGAGCGCUUUGGCUACAGCACAAGUGGUUCGGCAACUCUAGCAGGCGGUGAAGGUGGAUCUCAGACACGAGGAGUAAAGAAGAUCACCGCCUUACUCGCACCGACCGGCCAACCAACAUAU
Messenger RNA from Acaulospora colombiana, 1179 nucleotides. Lineage: Eukaryota; Fungi; Glomeromycota; Glomeromycetes; Diversisporales; Acaulosporaceae. The record is from the annotation of a GenBank genome assembly.